Exophiala bonariae is the source of this 1119-nucleotide messenger RNA. RefSeq lists its product as uncharacterized. NCBI's taxonomy places the organism in Eukaryota, Fungi, Ascomycota, Eurotiomycetes, Chaetothyriales, Herpotrichiellaceae. Gene Ontology annotation, molecular function: nucleotide binding. The transcript has 2 exons. The record is from RefSeq and is a predicted model, not a curated record. The coding region runs from base 1 to 1119 and encodes 372 amino acids.
AUGGCUCCGAUCAAGGUCGGGUUUAUUGGGGCAUCGGCCGGUUCAGGCCUCUUUGUCAGGUCAUGGGCGGCCAAGGCCCACAUCCCAUAUCUCGUGCAGACACCCAACUACACCAUCACCGCCAUGCAGAACAGCAGCCAAGCAUCGGCAGAAAGGGCCAUUCAGGACCAUAAAAUCCCAGGCGAAAUUGCUACGUAUGGAGAUCCGGAAUCCCUCGCCGCAGAUCCCAAUGUCGACUUGGUGGCAGUGUCGGUCAAAGUGCCUUUGCAUUCCAGACUGCUCCGCCCAGCACUGGAGGCGGGAAAAGACGUCUUCGUCGAGUGGCCCCUGGCUGCCAAUCUCAAGGAGGCCGAGGAGCUGACUGCGCUCGCCAAGAGCAAGAGUGUCAAGACCAUCGUCGGUCUACAGGCUCGCCAGGACUCGAGCAUCCGCAAGGCGCGGGAGAUGGUGCAGAGUGGCGAGCUAGGCCAAAUCAUCAGCACGACGAUGAAAGGCGCCGGAGGAAUUUUUAAUGCGUCUCUCGGCACGAGUUAUGAAUACCUUCUCCCAAUCGAGAAUGGUGCAAAUAUGGUGACGAUCCCGGCUGGACACGCCAUAGAUGCUCUCUGCUAUGUGGUCGGCGAGUUCCGAGAUCUGCAGGCAACAUUGGCGAAUAACAUACCAAAGAUCCAGAUCGUUGACGGUGAGGGAAAUAUUUUGAGGACGGUCGACAAAACCAGUCAUGAUUGGAUGAGUGUGAGUGGGAACCUGGUGAACGGAGGCGUGGCCAAUGUCGUGUAUGAAGGAGGGAGCUCCCUGACGGGGAAGAGCUUCUGCUGGGAGAUCGUCGGUACCAAAGGUGCUCUCGUCCUGGAAGGUCCUCAUGGACAUGUGCAGAUGUUUCACCCGACAUUGAAGAUUGUGAGAGCGGGAGACAAGGAGGCGAAGCUCGAGGAAAUCAAGGUGGAAAUUUCGUCCAAGCCGAUGGACUUCACCUUUAAUACUGGCAAGGCAUGGGAUGCUUUUGUCGGUCAAGGAGAUGGAAGUUGGACCACCUUUGAGGACGCCGUGGUCAGACACAAGAUGAUCGAUGCCAUUUACCGUAGUAAUGAGAGUGGGAGGCGAGAGAGUUACAUCUGA